This is a messenger RNA of Drosophila erecta, 1468 nucleotides long. It is a transcript of the gene Atg5, whose product is annotated as autophagy protein 5. The record is from RefSeq and is a predicted model, not a curated record. Gene Ontology annotation, cellular component: Atg12-Atg5-Atg16 complex; cytoplasm; phagophore assembly site membrane. NCBI's taxonomy places the organism in Eukaryota, Metazoa, Arthropoda, Insecta, Diptera, Drosophilidae. Gene Ontology annotation, biological process: nucleophagy; autophagy of mitochondrion; cellular response to nitrogen starvation. Bases 122 to 931 code for a protein of 269 amino acids. The transcript has 6 exons.
CUGCAAUGCCAGGUGCCAUCACUAUUAUCAACUCGCAUUGUUUCACCCAUCUGGUAGCACCGCAAGUCGUAUUGUGCAAAAAGAAAAUAUAAUUUAGCCAAAACAAAUCCAAAUAAGGACCAUGGCCCACGACCGCGAGGUGCUGCGAAUGAUCUGGGAGGGCCAGAUAGGCAUAUGCUUCCAGGCGGAUCGGGACGAGAUCGUGGGCAUAAAGCCGGAGCCCUUCUAUCUGAUGAUAUCGCGACUUAGCUACUUGCCUUUGGUCACCGACAAGGUUCGCAAGUACUUCUCACGCUACAUAAGCGCCGAGCACCAGGAUGGAGCGGUGUGGUUCGACUUCAAUGGAACGCCCCUGCGCCUCCACUAUCCAAUUGGUGUCCUAUACGAUCUGCUGCAUCCGGAGGAGGACAGCACGCCCUGGUACCUCACCAUUCACUUCUCCAAGUUCCCCGAGGACACGCUCGUCAAGCUCAAUUCCAAGGAGCUGCUGGAAUCGCACUACAUGUCCUGCCUGAAGGAGGCGGAUGUGCUCAAGCACCGCGGCCUGGUCAUAUCCGCAAUGCAGAAGAAGGACCACAAUCAACUGUGGCUGGGACUGGUCAACGACAAGUUCGACCAGUUCUGGGCCGUCAAUCGGAGGCUGAUGGAACCGUAUGGCGAUCAGGAGUCCUUCAAAAACAUUCCCCUGCGAAUCUACACAGACGAUGACUUCACGUAUACCCAGAAACUGAUUUCGCCGAUCAGCGAGGGCGGACAAAAGAAGAGUUUGGCCGAUUUGAUGGCCGAAUUAUCGACACCUGUGCGCAAAGCUGUUGGAUGUCGCACCCACGCCAUCGAUCUUCACGAGGAGACGCAGCUGCAGUGGAUGUCCGAGCAUCUGAGCUAUCCCGACAACUUCUUGCAUUUAUCGGUGGACUACAAGGAUGUUUAGCCCUAUAUCUACAUACAUGUAUAUAACUUAACCCUAUAUUUUCGACAUUUUGCCCAGUUCGCGUGUGUGUAUAUUUGUGUUUGUGUUCGUAGUUGAGUCCAUGUCUGCUGUGCUAUUUUCCGAUUCCAGCGAAUCCCAGGGCGAUCCUCCGCGAUCGAUUUACAGUCCUAUACACAUACAUAUAUAUAUGUAAACGCCUACAUGUAUAUACAUAAAUAAAUGAAAUAUAAAAUAUAUGUUUAGUUAAGCUAAUCUGUAUGUUAUACUUACGAUAUAUGCCAGCAUUUAAAAGAAGCGAGCAGCGCAAACCAAACGAUUCCUGAAACUUCCCACUAACUGAUAAUACCAACGCAUAUUACUUCAUACGGUUUUUAUUUUUUAUUUCGGAGCCCUUUCUGCCAAUUUAUGUUGCAAAAAACCCACUGAAAUCUAAGCACAGUUUUAUUAUGUUUAAGCAAUUAGUCUACACACUGAACUAACAUCACACUAAUGAUGAAUGACAGCUAUUUUGUAUCGAAUCAAAAAUACAUAUAUACA